Molecule: messenger RNA, 2031 nt
Organism: Funneliformis geosporum
Lineage: Eukaryota; Fungi; Glomeromycota; Glomeromycetes; Glomerales; Glomeraceae
Source: the annotation of a GenBank genome assembly
AUGUCUGAAGUCGAAGAAGUUGUAGCUAUAUUCGGUGUUGGAGACCAUGUUUGGGUACCAUGGAGCACUAUUAUCAACUCUAUUACAAUUAAAGUUAAAACCGAGUCUAGUUCAAGUAAAACUCCCAUAAAAACAAACAAACUUAUAAAAUAUUGGCCGGCUUUCGUCCUUGAAAGGCACGUAACUACAAAGUUACGAAAAGUUGCCUAUGCGCGAAUAGUACCAACUUCAACUCCUCAAAAUGGGAACUACUUUUCACCAAAAUAUUUGGUUAAACUGAUUGGUCUUAACGUGAACCAAGUUUUUUAUGAAAAAAGUCUCAGGUCUUGGCUUUCCUUUAAUCCCGAACCAUUGCCAGAAAUUUCUUCAAAUUAUGAAUUCAAUUUACCCGGUCAAGAUAUUUCCUUGUCAGAUAUCAAAAUUGAAAAACUUACAGCUCUAUAUGUUCGAGCGGUACAAAAAGUUUCGAAUAAACUUAAACCGACAUUUGAUUCACGUGAUUAUAAUUCCGAAAUUACAAAGAAGGUUACCGCAGAACCUGCUAAGGUCGGUUCGAGUAGUCCCGUUCGUUUAAGGAUAAUUUAUAAUAAAAAUUCCAAAGAAUCGAAAGGGUCGAUUAAUCAUGGUUCAAAUUCUAAAUCAAAAAAGGUGAUUCAAACGCCUAUUUAUCAAAACGUAACUUCAAUAAAUGUUAAUCCACCCUCAAGAAGUGUCGACGUAGAUGAACAUGAACAUGACGGACAUCAAGGCAAACCUGUAAAUGAUGAAACUUACUUGUUAAAAAAGAAACCAAACAAACCGUUGGAAAACAUUGGCUCCGAUAACUCGAAUGAUAACGUUAAACAAAUUCCUUUAAAUAAUUCCGAAAUGACCUCAAUAACUAAUACAUUUAUUAAAGUUGAAAAGGAUCAAGAGAUAUCACAUCUUUUUGAAAUUUCUCAAAAGAAACGUGGCAGAAAAUCACCAAAAAGUCCUGAAACGAAAUUAGAUUCCUUUAAUCCUUCUAAUACGAUUAAUAAAAUCCCAUCUAAUUCUGAUAUAAAAGCUUCUGACAUGAUUAUACCUACUACUGAUGAGUCAUCAUUGCUUAGGAGAACAAGGAAUGGAAGUGUUUUUGGAAAAUGGAGGGCAUCAAAACGUUCACGACUUUCUCAAGAAAGUCCAGAACAAAAUGAUCCUACUUUAGAUCAAAAUAGUAAUGAUUUCAUUAGUAACGAAGUUCUUUCUAAUGAGACUAAUUUAAAAACUUCUGAGGAAGCUCCUAUUCAGAAUGGUCAAAGUAUUUCGAUUAAUUCAACUCAAAACGAUGACCUCUCUCAAACAAAUGAUCCCACACAACAAAACAAAAGAAAGUUGAUUACUGACAUCCAGAAAAAUCGACCGAGAUUUUCCGAUCAAGUAAAUAAGGAUGAUACAGUUAAAGAUCCAGAAUUACAAGAAAACGAAAUUAAGAAAAGGAAGGUUCAGGAUGGUUCAGUCAAACAAGAUGAUAUUCACGGAAACAAUGUUGGUAAUAAGUCCAUGGAGAUUAAUGUAGGAAUGCAUAGUUUCGAUAUUUCCGAACAAUGUAACAACAUUGAACAAGAUGAUAAUAAUGCGAUAAGAUCAACGCCUAUACUUAAUUUAACAAGGAUGGAAUAUUAUAAAAGUAAAAAUGAAUGCAUAUUCGAAAUAAAAGAGAAACCUAUAAUUCAGUCUGCGGAUCAAAUACAGUCUACGGAUCAAAUAUUGCAAAGGAAUGUUGAAUCGGAAAAAUUUAAUGAAAAAAAGAUACGGAAUCGCUUAAUUUGCAAUACUAAUUGCGCACCAUCAGAUUCUGUUACUCAAGCGAUUUGUGAAGAUAAUUAUAUGCAACAACAGAAUGAUGUAUCUGCUAUUAUCGAAAUUAAAGAUGAACAAGUAAUUGUAAAUAAUAUUCAUAGUGGUAAUAAUUCUUUAUCGUCAGUCUUUUCUUCACCGUUACAAUCAUUUCGUUCUGUUUUGGGAUUUGGUAACAUCUUUUCAUGGAGUAAACGAGGUAUCGAUGCUUGA